This is a messenger RNA of Porites lobata, 3022 nucleotides long. The record is from the annotation of a GenBank genome assembly. Lineage: Eukaryota; Metazoa; Cnidaria; Anthozoa; Scleractinia; Poritidae.
AUGGGUAAGGUUGCUGAAUAUCCAGUAAAACAUCUCAUUUCCUUCGACGCUGUGGAAUCUUCGUCAACUACUGCGUCAGAGAUGACGGUUGAAGAAAUGAUUUCCGAGAUAGCUAACUAUCGAAAAAGAUGGGAUACAGCAACAAAAGAUGGUACUUACUAUCAAGAGGUAGUCAAAAAGGUAGAGGAGCAGUUUCUAGUCAACUUUAUUUUCCGUUCAAACUUAGAAGAGGGACAUGGACUUCGCACGCUUGAUGAAACGAAAAGCUUUCUGGGAAGAAUUUUCUCUCGAAGAGACUUCCCACUUCCCUUGUCUCUCGAAGAACAAGAAACUCUAAACAUGAGAAAUGCAUAUGAAAAUUUGUUAGCUAAAAUAAAGGGGGAAGAACUAGAUAGAGACUACGGACUAUUAGAAGCAAGUUUACUAAAAGAGAUACAUCGUGUUGUCUUACAAGACAUUCCCCUUCCAAAGGGUUUGACGAAACCUGGAGAAAUGAGCAACAAGCCUCGGAUGACCGAAUUUCGAGGAGAAAUUUACUACUAUGCGAACCCUGAAGAUAUGGAAAGCGCAGUUGUCAACUUAUUAGACAAGUACAAUUUUCUGUUUGAUUCUUGCACAAAGGAUGGGCUGACAAAUUUUGAGGAUUUGUGUGAUUUUUUCAAAACCUGUGCUUGGAUUCUCCUAGAACUUCUUGAUCUUCAUCCUUUUUCGGAUGGAAAUGGGAGAUUAUGUCGUAUUCUUUGCAGCUAUUCACUGUCAAAACUAAACCCUUUUCCCACGCCAAUCUACAGUGUCUGGACUGAUUCCCCUAAUGAUGCCUACAUUGAAGCCUUAGUUGAAGGAAGAAAUUCACCAGGUAGGAUGUUAAAUAUUGUGCUUACAAACAACCUGAGUAUUAGGCAUUUCAAUGUGGCUGAGUGGUUAGAAUGCUGGACUUGCAAUUCAGGGACUCCUAGUUCAAGUCCUGCUCUGACCACUAGCUGGAUUUGUUCUUGGUAGUUCCAAAUUCAGCCAACUGGUUUGCCUCCUAUCAGUUGCGAUUCCUAACCCGUGCAUGUUUGAUUAAGAUUAUAAGUUUCAUGCAUUUGCUCUGCACCACUAGCAUGAGUGCUAAAAAUACUAAUAAUAAUAGGGCAACAGAAUUGUUAUUAUUCUGCAUAAUGGUUGACAAGAGAAGAAAGAAAUGAAAAGGGUAGGGAGCAAAGGGAAAGAUACACUUGAUGGAAAUGCUUUUACUGAAGUUUUCUACCUCUGCAGCAUGUGUCAGUGUUAGCCAAUCAACUUCACUUGUGGUCAUGCUGUUAUUGGCUUGAAAAACUGUUAUAUGCAAACUUAACACAAAUGAGCUUCUAAAGAGAAGUUUGAGAUGUCAUAAAAUACACAAGCUUUAGAAAGAGCAAUUCUUAUUUGAGCAUUUGACAAAUAUGUACUGUGAAGUAUACACCAGGGGUUUCAGUAAGCACUGACGGCCAAUGAAACGUGUCGGCUACUUUGCUCACAGAAGUUGGCUUCGGCUACUUUUUUCAGAAAGGAGAAGCAACUAGUUUGAAUAACAUUGUCAACAAAAAAGUAUAUCAUAAAAUCUGAAUGAAAACCUAAUUAUGAUGUGUUUUCAUAAAGACCCACUGGCUUUAUGUUAUGCUUUAGUCAUAAAGUUUGUGGACACUAUAUUUCAGUCAAUUUUUCACAAGUUUCUUCAUAGGUUUACGCAGAAUUUGUUGAAGUGCAAAAUUACAUUCAUUAUAUCAUUUGUUCAUUUCUUGUAGGAAUUGAUUGUGACUCAUAAUUCAAAAGUUGAAUGAAAGCUACAUUUUCUUGAAUGAAAAACACACUCUUGUUCUCAAUUUUCAGAAUGCUGAAAAUCGCAUUUUAGGGCUUUUUCUAGGGAGGCACAUAAUUUCCAGACUGCUGACCCACUACCUCGGACCAGAGAGAGACUGUGUGUCCUUCCCAAAAAUAGUCCACAGCUUUCUUGACAACUUUAAUCUUGAAGGCCAUUAAUCCUUUUUCGUUACCUUAGGCAUUUAAAAACUGAUUCCAGGUACAUCAAAAUGAUCACAAAAAUGUUUGAUGGUUAUGUAUACCUCAUGAUCAGUGUUUUGAGCAUUGGGCCUGAGGCCUAGGUAAGAGGCUCAGGAAAUUCCAGAGGGAAGAGGGGUGGAGGAAUGUAACCACUUCCACAGGGUUUAAUUUUGUGUCAUGUUCAAUCACUCAUUUAGCUACAAAAUGGCAAUAGAAAUAAACGGGUACUUCAUUCUUGGCACAUAAGUAACUUGAACUAUAUCAUUUAUGAUUGUUCCUUUUCAUCUUAUUAACCAGGUUUUAGUUCUUCCAAAAGCAUUUUGGAUACCAUUUGAAAGAAAUAAGGGCAACCACAACUCAAUUCAUGUGUUUGUGUUACUCGUUACCAGUUUCCCUAAAGACAUCUAUGCUGUAUUAGGGAUAUCCCUAAUAGCUGGCUGCUGGCUACACUGUAAUUUCACUGGCUGAAAAAGACUUAGGCCUUGGCUCAAAUUACUCUGGAAAACAAAGACAUGGGGUCAAUUUAAAGGUGCAGUUAAGUGAAAAAGCCUUGACCAAUAAAAAGGCUAGUUAGCUUUCCUCAGCCACAUCCUUGCGGUAUUGUAUUGCGUUAUGUCAGUCAAUCAGAAAGUGAGAGUUCUGCCUCAACAAGCAAGAGGUACAUUUGUACAAUGUAACAAUUUCAGAAAUCUACUUAGUUCUGUGUUCAAAAUUGUGACAUGUUUAUGAUUGCAUUCAUGCUAAAAUUAUCUCAUUGACUGUGUUUCACAGACUCCAAUUAGCAUUAAUUUUUAGUUACAUGUAGGUAAUAACUCUUAUACUUGUUGGUUUCACAGGUAGACAUCCUUGUGCCCUUACAACUAUGAUAGUACAGUGUAGUUAUUAUCAGUGGAAGAACUUUUUUGAGGCCUUGGACAAAGAAGCUGCUAGUACAUGUAGAACUACUGCUAAGAAGAAUGAGCAUGUAUUGAAAAACAGUACUUCAAAAUGUUUGUCAUCA